Molecule: messenger RNA, 1217 nt
Organism: Tuber melanosporum (Perigord truffle)
Lineage: Eukaryota; Fungi; Ascomycota; Pezizomycetes; Pezizales; Tuberaceae
Exons: 6
Coding region: 119-985 (288 amino acids)
Molecular function (GO): NADP binding; oxidoreductase activity, acting on the CH-OH group of donors, NAD or NADP as acceptor; NAD binding
Source: RefSeq, a predicted model, not a curated record
AAUUUUGUGUCGGGGAGAAAAUCAAUAAAUCGCAAUCGCCGGAUACUUGAGUACCGCAUCAUCUUCACGAUGCCACAGUUAUCAUGGAUAGGACUUGGCAAUAUGGGUAGGGCAAGGGAUGGUCAAAAACAUCGUGGCCAAAGCAAACCUUGAAGCCUCUCUUAUAAUCUUCAACCGCAGCGUCGAGCGAAGCGAGGUGCUACAAGCUUCCUUGGGGGGUCCGGACAAACUGUCUAUCGCCGAUUCCAUAGAGGGUGCUGUCUCCCAAUCGGAUAUCAUCUUCACCUCACUAGCCGGUGACGCAUCCGUAGUAGAGGUUAUCGACAAAGCAUUAGGGUGCCCCAAUGGGGUGAAGGGCAAAUUAUUCGUAGAGACAUCAACUAUUCUUCCCAACACAACCAAUACGUUAGCAGAGAAAGUCCGUUGCGCCGGAGGGGAGUUCGUUGCUGCGCCAGUAUUCGGAGCACCCGCUAUGGCGGACAAUGGAAAGCUUGUGGUUGUCCUCGCUGGCUGCAGCGCUGCAGUAGACCGUGUCAUACCUUACUGCAACGGAAUAAUUGGUCGUGCGACAAUAGACCUGCGCGACCGCGAGCCUGGAACGGCAACUUUAUUAAAAGUUACCGGAAAUACAUUUGUUCUCUCCAUGGUUGAGGCGCUUGCCGAAGGCCACGUCUUUGCCGAAAAGACCGGCCUUGGGCCGGACGUUCUGCACACGUUCCUCGAGGCCAUGUUCCCUGGGCCGUUCGCAGCUUAUUCCACCCGGAUGAUGGGCGGUGAUUACAUGCGUGAGCAGCCCUUAUUUUCCGUAGACCUCGCGAGAAAGGAUGCCAACCACGCUGUGAACUUGGCGGAUGAAGUGGGUGUGGACCUGCAAAUAGUCAAGGUCGCUCGGGCCCACCUGGAAGAACUUGAGAAGGAAGCAGGACCAACGGGGGAUUUACCAGGGCGAGUCUACCGUAUUCUCUCUUCUUCAUACCGCCCUUAGUGCUACGCUGGUGUUUGCUCAAACCUAACAAGUGCCAUAGAAUCUAUGGCGUCGUUCGGAAGGAAAGCGGAUUGGAUUUUUCUAAUCGGAAGUGAUGAGGCUUAAGCGCCAUUCCUAGAUUGAUGGUGCUGUACUUGGGAAAUGAUUGGGACACUUGUUCUUCUAACCUUCUCAUUUCCCCUCUCGCCUCAAUUAAUUACAGGGCUUCAUUCAUUGCCCCCAUCCUUCCCAA